This is a messenger RNA of Annulohypoxylon truncatum, 1143 nucleotides long. RefSeq lists its product as uncharacterized. The record is from RefSeq and is a predicted model, not a curated record. The transcript has 3 exons. Bases 1 to 1143 code for a protein of 380 amino acids. NCBI's taxonomy places the organism in Eukaryota, Fungi, Ascomycota, Sordariomycetes, Xylariales, Hypoxylaceae.
AUGAUCGAGCUCGGCCGGAAUGACUACGCCGUCUUCGCCAACCGAAUACUAUGGUCUCUCUUCGCAAUCACAACUAUUAUAGUUGUGCUUAGGGUCAUUUGCCGCUUACGCUACGCUCGACUCCAGCGGACAGGGCUAGGAUUGGAUGACUACAUCACCAUCUUCUGUCUCAUUCUCAGCUUAGUCGUGACCGUUCUCAUAACGAUAGCAACUGGGUAUGGCCUUGGAAGGCAUUCAUACGAAUUAGAAGAUGGCCAAAGGAGGAUCGCGCUGGAAUAUAACGUGAUCAUAAACGCCAUAUUGAUAUGGCAGUUCUCGCUACCGAAAUUUGCGAUCAUCGCUAUCCUAAAGCGCAUUCUCAACUACGGAACGAGAACAGCAGUUUUAUUCUGGACACUCGGCAUCACUUCGCAGGCCUGCAUCUUUGCCGUCUCAGUUUGGUGGUUUAAACAAUGCGAUCCCAUCGAGUUUGGGUGGGACAAGAGUAUCAAAGGGGGAACUUGUGCGGACGUCCGCAUCAUGAUCAACCUUGCUUACUUCACAUCGGCUUACUCGGCGUUCCUCGAUAUCUUCUUCGCCUUCUACCCGAUACCUUUUAUUAUGCGCUUGAAUAUGCCGCUCCGGAGUCGCAUCGGCGUCGCCUCAGCCUUGAGUCUGAGUUCACUUGCAUUCGUUGCGUCAGUCAUCAAGCUGUCAGCACUCGGGGAAGCCUUCGCCAUAUCGGCAGAAGAUCCAACACUUCCCGUUCCACACCUCGACAUCUUAGGAAUGUCGGAAGGAUAUAUUUUGAUGAUCUGCUCUUCGCUUCCUACUCUAGGACCUCUCCUCCGAGCAGCAAAAAUUAAGUUGACAAGUCAAGACCUCGCCACUAACAAGUCCGGCGUACACAUUGAAUCCAGCCUUCAUAGCCUACAGCAGAGCUUUCCGCAUCCCAAGGGGCAACGGCAUACAAAUGAUAUCGAACGCUCGAUUAGCGGAGGGGAGUCUAGCAUCGAUGCUAUUCCGCUAGUUUCAUCACCCAUGCCAGCAGCAGCCUGUAGCAUCAAGGAUUUUGGUAUUCAAAAGACGGUGGAGGUUCACAUGACUUCAGAGCGGAUAGACCCUGGGUCCAAACCCCGGCAACAUAGCGCUCGAAUAUUCUGA